UGUAAUACUUCGUGAUGUAUACAAAUAAACACCUGUAAAUUCAAAAAGUGCUUUGUUUAUUGCGUUUAUUAUUAAAAGUCACAAUGUCUGACUCUGAUGAUGAAAGUUCGGGCAGUAGCGAUGAUUUCCUCGUUCCUGCUGAUAAGAUUAAUCUAAGUUCUAGUUUCUUUGAUGAGAAAUUGAAUUCUCAUUCUAACCUAAAAACCGCACCAAAUACUGGUCAUUCUUCGGAAUCUGACGAAGAUGACGCCGAGAAUGUCAACGUUGAAGAUAUUGAUAAUACUCAAGCAGCCGAGCUUUUUUCUCAAAUUUUGAAAAAUCUUCAGAGACAAAAAGGUCUUGAAAAUCUUAGACAGGAACAGUCAAUUGCAAAGCAUGGUACAAAGGAUGUCGCUCAAGGUGAGUCCUCGAAAAGUCGAGGUCUCGCUAAUGAAAUUGACCAACUUCUACUUCAAGGUGAAAGUGAAAUGGCUUCAACCAGUUUCGAAAAUAACGGCGAACAUGAAAAGAAAGAAGAAUCGAAACUGGAAAUCUCUAAAUACGAAAUUCCUAAAGAAGGAGUCCAAAUAACUCUCGCAGGCGAAACAAAACGAAUGAUUCUUGAAAGAAAGAAAAAGAAAACAGACCUCGAAACUCUCCUAAAGAACAAGUUAAACCAGCGAAUAAGAACAACUCAAGUGCUGGUCCACAAAGUUGGAUUACUUUGGUGGCUCGUCUACGGUUUUCACCUCAAUAGACUUGCCAACGAUCCUGAAGUUCUCGCCACCUGUUUGUCGCUCAUAUCAAAAAAUGAUUAUCCAAAGGGUCGAGUUGAUCUCGUCUACUUACAAAGAGUUACAGUGUGGUUCAAAAAAACUUUCCCAAUGGAUCCUAAUCGGCGGCAAGUGAUAUUAACGACCGAGUCACUUUUGGAACGAAUCAGAGAGAGAAAAAUUUGCGAUUAUAGAGCGCUAGUUCUUCUUUAUGUUGCUCUUCUGCGUGCGAUUGGCUUGAAUUGUCGACUCGUCGUUUCUCUUUCUCCUCCUCAUCUAAAACCGAAACGAGAACAGCUUUUCCAAGCAAAGAAGGAGGAAGAAGAACUGAAAACGGAAGCUAAGGAAGAAAAGAGCAAAUAUCAAAAGAAAAAGAGUACAGCAAAGAGAAACAGUAAGAAAAAAGAAAAGACAGAAGACCCUUUAAAAGUCAUCGCCCAAAAUAGUCAAGAUGGGAGAAAAAAGGCUCAGAUGGAGGCUCGAAAAAAAGCGGCUUCUAUUUUGAAAAAAGGGAAGUCUGGGGAAAAAUCUGAAUCAGAAAUUAUGGAGGAUAUAAAAUUGAACAGUGAUUCAAAAAGUAAAAGCACUCCUCAAUCUCAAGCCAAACAAUCUUCAAGAGUAGCACCAGAGAAAGGAAAAUCAAACAAAGAGGAAAGCAAAUUGAGAAAAACAAUUUCGAAGCUACCUGUUUGUGAAUCUUUAACGAGCCCAGGGAUCAUCAAUGAAGAAAAUUCCGACGAGGAUAUUGUUUUAAGGAAAUUUACUACGAGAGUUAAAACCGUCCACGUAUUAAAGAAAGACCGAAAAUUGAUUUCUGUGUUGGAUGAAGGGGAGACCGGGGGGGGAAAAAUCACAGCAUUAGAGAAUAAAAAGUUAAACAAACAGGAAAGCGAAGAGAAACUGACAAUCGAGACUAAAUUGAGAAAGAGAGUUGCGAGGCCACCUGUUCACAAACCUUUGACGAUUGCAGAAUUCGACGAUGAAGAUGACUCUGAUGAGGAUUUUGUUUACAGGAAGCCUUCUAAGAGAGCUAAAAACGAAAAAGUAUUUAAAAAAGACCGAAAAUUGAUUUCUGAUUCGGAUGAAUCGGAAACAGGGAAAAAGAAAAAUCCUGAGGAUAUUUGGGUGGAAGUCUACGUAGAAUCUGAGAAAAGCUGGAUCUGCGUGAGCGUUACCAAUGCAAAAAUUCACUGCGUAAACGAAAUUUAUAAAAAAAUUUCCGAUCCAGUACUAUACAUAGUAGCCUACAAUCCAGGUGGAACGGUGAAGGACGUCACACGUAGAUAUUGCCCGAAUUGGUUAACAGUAACAAGGAAGCAGAGAGUUGACGAAAAUUGGUGGAGGGACGCUUUGAAACCAUGGAAAGAAAAAAAGACAUCCAUAUCCGAAGCCGAAGAUAAGAUGCUCCUUCAACGAGAAUUGGAGCAACCUCUGCCGAAAACAGUGAGCGAGUGUAAAGGGCAUCCUCUUUAUGCAUUGGUCAGACAUUUGCUCAAAUUUGAAGCUCUCUAUCCACCUGACGUUGUUCCUUUGGGUUAUUUAAAAAAUGGCGAAGCAAUUUAUUCUCGUUAUUGUGUUCACAUCCUGCGAUCACGAGAAACUUGGGUUAAACAUGCUAGAGUCGUCAAACCCGCUCAAGAAGCUUACAAAGUCGUGAAAUCGAUGCCUAAAUACGAUAAAUUUUCUGGGACAAAAACAAAAGGUUUACCUCUUGAGCUUUUUGGAAAAUGGCAAACGACGCAAUACAUACCACCAGAAGCGAAAGACGGAAUCGUUCCCAGAAACGAGUACGGAAACGUAGACUUGUUUCAAAUGUGUAUGCUUCCUAAGGGAACUGCUUACAUCGAUCUUCCAGGAUUGAGUCGAAUCGCCCGAAAGUUGAAUAUUGACUGCUCACCUGCAGUGGUUGGUUUUAAUUUUGGAGGCAUGGGCGCGGUUCCUGCUUUCCAAGGAUUUGUGGUUUGCACAGAAUUCGAAGAUACUUUGAGGGAAGCCUGGGAAGCGGAACAAAUAGAAGCUUCAAAACGAGCUAGAGAAAAAAGAGAUAAAAGGAUUUACGGAAAUUGGAAGAAGCUCAUACGCGGUUUACUCAUCAGAGAGAGGCUUGCUGCUAGAUAUACUGCACCUGAUGCAGGAUACUCGGAUCAAGAAGAACCCGUUAAACCCGUACUUAGAAAACAAAUCUCCUCUAAAGAAAGGAACAAAAAAAUUGCAAAGGAAUCGGUUGACAAAGACCUUGAAGAAGACGAGAAGCCAGCGAAGAAAGCUAAGGUUACUCAGAUAGGUGCACCACCUAAAAAGGACCCUACCAAAAAGGAUAAAAAAUCAAAGGUUAAAAAAAACAGUGGAGAAGCCGCAACCACUUCAAGUAAAGUGAAACAAGCUUUAACUGCGAAAAAGAGUCACGAGGAAGAAGAUAGUGACGCUGAUUUUGAGCCGAAGAAAACGAAACGAGAGACCAGAUCCCAGAGAAAUAAAAUCUCAUAAUAUGGCAAGGGAAAGAAAACUCUCGAAAUCUUCAGCUGUACAAACCCUUAACGAAAUAAGCAUCCAAUAAGAUUUUCUGAAACAUACUUUCUUUGUCAAGACAUUAGGUCGCCACGCCAAAUUGCCACCGUUUGCGGCGAAAUGCAUAAUGCAUACAAAUAAUGCGAGAGAAAAUGCUGCCCGCUAUAUGUUAAAAGCGUUAGCAGCAAAAUUUGUGUUAUGCGAAUAAAAUUAUACUCAGUUAACAGUCGAAAUUCAUGCUAAUGCAAAUAUGCACAUAAUUGCCGAUGCACAAGUUUUUACAAAUAAAAUAAAAUUUUACAAAUGGUUGAACGCAUGUGCAAAAUGUUAUGAGAGAGGACAUUUAGCUCCAUAUUGUUUCCGUCCACGUAAAAACUAUAGAUACAACAUGCAAUUUUGAAAUUUAAGACACUAAAUGUUAUAUAAUUUUGUAUUCUCCGUAGUUAUAUGUUAUUUUAUAAAUAUAAACUA
This is a messenger RNA of Belonocnema kinseyi, 3731 nucleotides long. It is a transcript of the gene Xpc, whose product is annotated as DNA repair protein complementing XP-C cells homolog. The record is from RefSeq and is a predicted model, not a curated record. The coding region runs from base 84 to 3239 and encodes 1051 amino acids. The transcript is spliced from 8 exons. Gene Ontology annotation, molecular function: single-stranded DNA binding; damaged DNA binding. Gene Ontology annotation, biological process: mismatch repair; nucleotide-excision repair. Lineage: Eukaryota; Metazoa; Arthropoda; Insecta; Hymenoptera; Cynipidae. Gene Ontology annotation, cellular component: nucleus; nucleotide-excision repair factor 2 complex; cytoplasm.